Molecule: messenger RNA, 1353 nt
Organism: Thamnophis sirtalis
Lineage: Eukaryota; Metazoa; Chordata; Lepidosauria; Squamata; Natricidae
Source: RefSeq, a predicted model, not a curated record
AUGCUUAUGCAUGCCAUCACUCUAUUCUCCUUAGGAGGUGACCAAUACCGUUCACUAAAGACUGAAGGCAACCACUGUUAUAAACUGUGCUCUAAAGAAGAGAAGAUUCAGAAGUAUGACUUCUACUGCAGUGAAUCGGGCACUUCUGUAGUCCAUUUGCUUACACCCUCCCUGACAUCUUCUGAAGCUGCUGGAAGUAAUCAAGAGAAGCCAUCCGAGACGCAGACUUUAAAUAAAGAGAUAGCUUUAUCGGGUACUGAUGAAUCUUUAGAAGGAACUGACAGCCCAGCCUCUUUGUCUUCGUCGGACAUGGAAUCUGGAAACGAAAGCGAGUGUCCCAAGGAUUUUGUUCCCUGUGAUGCCAGCAUCCCUCCUGCUGCUGCUACUGCUUCUGUUGCUGACAGUGCCUUAAAGCGCAGAGACCCCCUUAAUAUUCUUACCAAGGUCUUUCCUAAUCACAAACCAAGCAGGUUGGAAAGGGUUCUGCAGCUCUGCAGAGGAGACAUAGUCCAAGCUAUAGAGCAGAUCCUGAAUGCCAGCGAACACAGGCCAGGAUUCCGAGAGCUUGCAAUCCCAGUCUUGCCCGAAUGCAGUGCUUUCCAGAGACCUUCUGAUUUUGGCCUCGGAGUAGAUGUUGCAGCAGCGCUUGGCAAUAAAUCAGCAUUUGUUCCUCUUCAAACCAGCUCGGCCUCUUCCAGGAGAGAGAUGAAUUUUUAUGGCUUAAGCCCUAGACUGGGAAUUGGACCUCUAAGAGUGACUUAUUCUCCCCCAGGAAGAGCUUUACCUGGAUUGAUGGCACCAUACCUGAGGACUGGCUUGUUUCCUGCUUUUCCUUUUCAUCCAGUGGUGGACUCUUCCUUCUCAGGAGUGAUCAAAGAUGCAUCUUAUUCCCCCAGUGAAGACAAGUUUUUCAGUACCAAGAUGUACGCCAGAUUAAAUGAUGAACGCAAAUAGCAUUUCGAUCGAAAAUUACUUUUUCUUAUUCUAAUUUGUUCAGUUGUGCUGAUACUCAUCAUGGAGACCGAUUCUUAAAUGUACAUCCAAUAAAGAACAAAUUAGUAUUAAAUCCUUCAUUAAAAAAAAGAGGCUGCCACAGGAUUCUUUCUCUAAAAUCAGUUGAAAUUGGACAUAUAAUAGUUUGAAAAUGGAGAGAUUUCUGGAGCGUCAACCAUGAAAAAUUAUUAGAAGCAAAAUUGAUAUGGAACAUUAUAUAUUAACAUAUAAUUUCAUCUCAUUUGAAUCUUUGGAAGAAAAAAAAUGGUGACACUUGGAGACUGAAAGUUGAAAAGCCAAGAGUAACAUGAAAAACUCCAGAAAAUCAAAACUUUUGUCUUUUGCAUUUUGAAAAGGAUU